AUGAAGACUAAGGUGCACCUGACCGAGACCAGUGGAACUUUUACAUGUGUGAGUUUAUAUCGAGGAAAUGGCUCCAUACAGGACUCCGUGGUCAUCGAGGAUGUGGCGGUGGUCUUCAGCCAGGAGGAGUGGGCUCUGCUGGACGUUGCUCAGAGGAAACUGUACAGAGACGUGAUGAUGGAAACCUUCAGACACCUGACCGCAGUAGUCUCUGGAGACAAGUCGUCCACUGAGCAGACCACAGGGAGAUCCAUCAAGAAUGGCACCUGCUCUUCCGGAUCCGGUGGAAUGUCCACAGCUCGUGGUGAUGAAGAGGAACGUGCAGAUCAGAUGGGGCCUGUCAGACGGAUCCGAACUCACACUGGACAGAGGCCUUAUGAAAGUAAGGAGCAUGGGAAAGCCUUUAGCCAAGCCUCACACCUCACUGAACAUAUCAGAGCUCACAGUGGGGUGAGGCCUUGUGAAUGUCAGGAGUGUGGGAGAGCCUUUAGGUGGCCCUCAGCCCUCACCAGACAUGUGAGGACUCACAGUGGGGAGAGGCCUUUCGAAUGUCAAAAGUGUGGGAAGGGCUUUAGUGGGUCUUCAGCUCUCACUACACACAUCAGAACUCACCAUGGAAAGAGGACUUAUGAAUGUCAGGAGUGUGGGAAAUCCUUUAGGCAGCUCUCCGCCCUCACGACACACAUGAGGACUCACAGUGGGGAGAAGCCUUAUGAGUGUAAGGAGUGUGGGAAAGGCUUUAAACGGCCCUCAGCUCUCACUACACACAUGAGGACUCACAGCGGAGAAAGGCCUUAUCAGUGUAAGGAGUGUGGGAAAGCUUUUAGUUAUUCUUCAGUUCUCCAGACACACACAAAAAUCCACAGUGGAGAGAGGCCUUAUGAAUGUCAGGAGUGUGGGAAAGGCUUUAGGCGGCCCUCGGCCCUCACUGCCCAUAUAAGGACUCACAGUGGGGAGAAACCUUACGAGUGUAAGCAGUGUGGGAAAGCCUUCCGUUUCUCUUCAGUCCUCACUACACACAGAAGAACUCACAGUGGUGAGAAGCCCUAUGAAUGUAGUGAAUGUGGGAAAGCCUUCAGUGACUACUCGUCCUGGUCUGUUCAUGUAAGAAUUCACAGUGGAGAGAGGCCUUACGAAUGUAAGGACUGCGGGAAAGCCUUUAGGCAGGUUUCAGGUCUCACCACGCAUGCAAGAAUUCACAGUGGAGAGAGGCCUUACGAAUGUAAGCAGUGUGGGAAAACCUUUAGGAGGUCCUCGCACCUCACUACACACAGAAGGGUUCACAGUUGA
Chrysochloris asiatica (Cape golden mole) is the source of this 1290-nucleotide messenger RNA. RefSeq names its product zinc finger protein 420-like. The transcript has 5 exons. Bases 1 to 1290 code for a protein of 429 amino acids. Lineage: Eukaryota; Metazoa; Chordata; Mammalia; Afrosoricida; Chrysochloridae. Gene Ontology annotation, biological process: regulation of DNA-templated transcription. The record is from RefSeq and is a predicted model, not a curated record.